Molecule: messenger RNA, 1080 nt
Organism: Arabis nemorensis
Lineage: Eukaryota; Viridiplantae; Streptophyta; Magnoliopsida; Brassicales; Brassicaceae
Source: the annotation of a GenBank genome assembly
AUGGAUUGCAGAGAAGUUACAAAUGGAAGGAAACCUUAUAUCCCUCCUCGAGAAGUGGAUGUUCAAGUGAAAUAUUCGAUGCCACCACAAAAAUUGGAGAUCUUUAAGUCCUUAGAAGGAUGGGCUAAUGAUAACUUGUUGGCUUACCUAAAACCUGUUGAGAAAUCGUGGCAGCCGACUGAUUUCCUCCCUGAAGCCGAGUCAGAAGGAUUCUUUGACCAAGUGAAGGAGUUAAGAGAAAGGUGUAAGGAGCUUUCUGAUGACUACUUUGUAGUGCUUAUUGGUGAUAUGAUCACAGAGGAAGCACUUCCGACUUAUCAGACCAUGAUUAAUACAUUGGAUGGGGUUAGGGAUGAGACGGGAGCGAGUCCUACUCCUUGGGCAGUGUGGACGAGGGCGUGGACAGCGGAAGAGAAUAGGCAUGGUGAUCUUCUUAACAAGUAUCUUUAUCUGUCUGGACGAGUAGACAUGAGGCAGAUUGAAAAGACAAUUCAAUACUUGAUUGGUUCUGGAAUGGAUCCAAAAACUGAAAACAAUCCUUACCUGGGUUUCAUCUACACUUCUUUUCAAGAAAGAGCUACCUUCAUCUCCCAUGGAAACACUGCCAGACUGGCGAAGAAUCUUGGAGACUCGAAACUUGCGCAGAUUUGCGGCACCAUUGCUGCUGAUGAGAAGCGCCAUGAAACUGCCUACACCAAGAUUGUAGAAAAGCUCUUUGAGAUUGAUCCUGACAGCACAAUCAUGGGUUUCGCUGACAUGAUGAAGAAAAAGAUCUCAAUGCCUGCUCAUUUGAUGUAUGAUGGUCGCGAUGAUAAUCUGUUUGACCACUUCUCGUCUGUGGCCCAGAGGCUUGGUGUCUACACUGCCAGAGACUAUGCUGAUAUACUGGAAUUUCUUGUGCAACGAUGGAAUGUGGAGAACUUAUCAGGCCUUUCUGGCGAAGGACACAAGGCUCAGGACUAUCUCUGUCGGUUGCCUGCUAGGAUCCGCAAACUCGAAGAGAGGGCUCAAGGAAGAGCCAAAGAAACUGCAAGAAACAUACCCUUCAGCUGGAUUUUCGGUCGAGAGAUCAGGGCAUAA